GAGUCAGAGUCCGAGAACAGGCUGGAUGGAGAGACGGCGUCGGACAGCGAGAGCAGAUCGGAGUUCGGAGGUUCAUCCACGGUGCAUACAUCAGAUGACACCCCAGAGGUCCUGAACAGAGCUCUGUCCAACCUGUCCUCGAGAUGGAAGAAUUGGUGGGUGAGGGGCAUCCUCACGCUGGCAAUGAUCACCUUCUUCUUCAUCAUCAUCUACUUGGGGCCCAUGGUCUUGAUGACAAUUGUGAUGUGUGUGCAGAUCAAGUGUUUCCACGAGAUCAUCACCAUUGGCUACAACGUGUACCACUCGUAUGACCUGCCCUGGUUCAGGACGCUCAGCUGGUACUUCCUGCUCUGUGUGAACUAUUUCUUCUACGGGGAGACGGUGACAGAUUAUUUCUUCACGCUGGUGCAGAGGGAGGAGCCCCUGCGGAUCCUCAGCAAAUACCACCGUUUCAUCUCCUUCGCCCUCUACCUGACAGGUUUCUGUAUGUUUGUCUUGAGCCUGGUGAAGAAACACUAUCGCCUCCAGUUCUACAUGUUCGGAUGGACCCACGUGACGUUGCUGAUUGUUGUCACCCAGUCCCACCUCAUCAUCCACAACCUGUUUGAAGGAAUGAUCUGGUUCAUUGUGCCCAUCUCCUGCGUGAUCUGCAACGACAUCAUGGCCUACAUGUUCGGGUUCUUCUUCGGCCGCACGCCGCUCAUCAAGCUCUCCCCAAAGAAGACCUGGGAGGGUUUUAUUGGAGGAUUUUUUUCCACUGUUUUGUUCGGAUGGUUGCUGUCCUAUGUGAUGUCAGGGUACCGCUGCUUCACCUGCCCUGUGGAGUUCAACAACGACACCAACAGCUUCACGGUGGACUGUGAGCCCUCCGAGCUGUUCCAGCUCCAGGAGUACAACAUCCCCCUGGUGCUGCAGUCUGUGGUGGGCUGGAAGACGGUCCGGAUGUACCCCUUCCAAAUCCACAGCAUCGCCCUCUCCACCUUCGCCUCCCUCAUCGGGCCCUUCGGAGGCUUCUUUGCCAGUGGGUUCAAGAGGGCCUUCAAAAUCAAGGACUUUGCCAACACCAUCCCGGGACACGGAGGGAUCAUGGACCGCUUUGACUGCCAGUACCUGAUGGCCACCUUUGUCAACGUGUACAUCGCCAGCUUCAUCAGGGGUCCCAACCCGAGCAAACUGAUCCAGCAGUUCCUGACCCUGAGGCCAGACCAGCAGCUCCACAUCUUCAACACGCUCAAAGCACACCUGGUUGACAGGGGAAUUUUGGGGAGCCUGGAGGACGCGUAGGCACCGGGAGAGAGGGACAGGACUGAGCACAGACAGGCCUCCGAGAGGAAAUCCCUGGCUUGCCUGAUUGAAGACAAUAACAAGGCCUCAUUUCACUGUAACUUUUCUUCCUUUCUUGGUAAAUGUUUGCAUUUGUGGUUUUUUUUUUUUUUUAAAUAAUAUAUUUAUAGAGCUUUGGUUCAAACGAGCAAAUCUCGGGUUUGGAGCUGAGGAGGAGUCAAGGUUUGGAAGGACUGUGGGGUGAAGCAGGAGGGUAGGACUGUCCUUGGGGACUGUGCUGAACCUUUGCAGUGUUUGGGCAGUGCUGAGCUUUCCCUGUGAGUGCAUUUUUGCAGGGAACACAGAACGUUGUCCGUGUGGAGCUGGCAGGGAAGUGACUCCGUGCCCUCCCCUGGCUUGCUGUGCCAGGCUGGUGGCAGCUCUGGGGACCAUCCUUCUCUCCAGUGGGACCUGGGAAUGCAGUGGGAGUUCUCCCAGAAAGCUGUGGGAUUCUCCUUGCCCAGGCUCUGGGAAUUGGAAGAGGAUCUUGUACUAACCCAGCCCCGUUUCCUCUGCCCAGCCAGGCACCUGCAGCUGCUCUCACCUGCUGGUUUUUGCAGUGCCUCUCACAUUCCCUCUUUUUUGUGGCUGAUAUUUUGGCGAAUGAGACUUUUAUAACCAAUUAAACCAGGAACAGACUGGGGACAAGGAGCCAAGGAACUGGGAGUCGCACAUGGGAAUGUGGGAGGUUCAAAUCGCUUCAAAACUGCUUGGAGUAAAUAAGUUUUAAAGAGCAUUGAAGCUUCACUGAGUAAUUUCUGCCAAGUAAGAACAACCCUUAAUUAACUUGGUUCAUUUUCCCCCAUUAAAUAACCUUUAAGAACCACCCUUUUCCAUUUCUUGAUGGUUGGAAACCCCUCACUGGGAUAUUUUAGGCAAUUUGGGGAGCAGUUUCCAGCCUGUUUUCUUGCUGGUUGGGCUCUGGCCCUGCUGGGGCUCCACUGGGAGUUUUGUUUUCUUUUCAGGGAUCAUGUCUGUUUGUUACUUGAGUUGUAGAUGUUGUGCUGCUGAGUUUACCAUGGUCUGUGUUGCAUUUCAGUCUGGGUUCAUUUCUCUGCAGGCUUCUGUCCUGCUUUGCUCACUGAAUCUUGUCAGAAAUAGUUUGUACUUAAUAGCUGCAAGUUUUACUGAAUUUUCCUUUAUUUUGUCAUACUUUUUUUAUUAUUUAAAAUGGAGAGCCCUAAAGAUUGUAAAACAUUUCUUUUUGGUUUUUUUUUUUUUUUCUUUUUUUGUGCUCAGAUAGUGAAAAUAUCCCCAUUUCCACCUUAUGCAGUGUUCCCAAACACGAGGUGACUCUUGAUUUUCCUUCUUUCCAUAGUUUGUGCAUGGGAGAGAGAACCUUUACCUUAUUUUAACCUGGGGAAGGAGUGACAGGGAGAGUUCAUACAGAGGUGCAUUGGUGUUUUCAAGCAGUUGCUGACACAACCCUAAGGCACAACCCCCCCCCCGUAUGAGACCUGUACCUGCUGCAACCUGGCUUAGCCUCGACAGAAAAUAAACCACCUGAGAACACCCCAAAUUCA
Messenger RNA from Empidonax traillii (willow flycatcher), 2846 nucleotides. RefSeq names its product phosphatidate cytidylyltransferase 2. Lineage: Eukaryota; Metazoa; Chordata; Aves; Passeriformes; Tyrannidae. Gene Ontology annotation, molecular function: phosphatidate cytidylyltransferase activity. The annotation marks the transcript as partial. The transcript is spliced from 12 exons. The record is from RefSeq and is a predicted model, not a curated record. Gene Ontology annotation, cellular component: endoplasmic reticulum membrane.